CUUGAACAUUUUAAUUAUUAUUAUUAUUUUUUUAAAUAAAUAAAUAAAUAAAAGAAAACGAUGCUUAGAGUAAAUACAUUAAAAUGGAUAACUGUUCAACGUUGCUCAUUUCAUACAAGUCGAACAGCGUUGAUUGAAAAGGCAAUGUCACCUUCAUUUAAUGUCGAAGCAAAUGCGAAAAAACUCAAUAUAUCACCCGAUACAUUAAUCCAAGCUUUGACACAUAAAUCAUAUAAACACGGUAAUGUGCCAUUUAACGAACGUCUUCAAUAUCUCGGUCGUCGUUCUCUCGAAUUUUUUGCUACAGAGUCACUUAUGAAUAAAACCAAAAAUGUUGAUCAGUUGGAAAUGAGUGUUAAAGAAUUAUUUAAUAAAAAUAACCUAGUAUCCAAGUUUGAUGCCUUAGAUUUAGAAAAGGGCUUACAAUGUCAUUUGCCAUCUAAAGAAGCAGUGACACCCGCUGUUAAAUUAAAAGCAUUGGAGGCUGUCAUUGGAGCAAUUUAUCAUGAACAAGGACUCAAUGCUGCAAGAGAAUUUGUAAAAAAACACAUUUUGGCUUAAAUAAAAAAAAAGAGAGAGAGAGAGAGAAAUGUAUACUUUUAUUUAUAAAUUAAUGUAUGUCGUUUAUAUAUGUA
This is a messenger RNA of Cokeromyces recurvatus, 635 nucleotides long. Its product is annotated as ribonuclease-III-like-domain-containing protein. Gene Ontology annotation, cellular component: mitochondrial large ribosomal subunit. Gene Ontology annotation, molecular function: structural constituent of ribosome; ribonuclease III activity. The record is from RefSeq and is a predicted model, not a curated record. The coding region runs from base 61 to 561 and encodes 166 amino acids. The transcript has 3 exons. Lineage: Eukaryota; Fungi; Mucoromycota; Mucoromycetes; Mucorales; Mucoraceae. Gene Ontology annotation, biological process: mitochondrial translation; RNA processing.